Molecule: messenger RNA, 3234 nt
Organism: Phragmites australis (common reed)
Lineage: Eukaryota; Viridiplantae; Streptophyta; Magnoliopsida; Poales; Poaceae
Product: probable receptor-like protein kinase At2g42960
Exons: 9
Coding region: 254-2878 (874 amino acids)
Biological process (GO): protein phosphorylation
Molecular function (GO): protein binding; protein kinase activity; ATP binding
Source: RefSeq, a predicted model, not a curated record
GCAAAUUGGCUGCCCCAUAUCCUUUUACAGCUGUUUCGUUCCAUUUCCUCGCACCAUUUUUUUUUCUCAUUCUCUCUCCUUUCUACUGUCGCCUCUUUCUCUUCUACAAAUCCAUCCCCGACGUUGCCUUCCUCUCCCAUGAGCCAGCUGGCCUCCCAUGGCCAUCUCCUCCAAGCCCACACUGACGCAGCAAAGGGACUGAUCGAAGAAGCCAACCAGGGGCGCCCCAUCAAGAGGUUGCUGAGGAAUAAAGAUGUCGAUAGGUGAAAUCCUGCGGGCAGAACUAUCAUCCAGGACGCCGCCUUUCGGUCUUAGGCUAUGGAUUGUUAUUGGCAUCAGUAUUUGGGUCGUAAUAUUGUUUAUACUAGGUUUCAUGUGCUUCUGGUCCAUAUAUCCGAGGAAGCCAAAGAAGCCUUUUGAUAUGAUCCCGGCAUCUCAAAUUCCGGAUGUCUCCAAGGAGAUCACAGUAGAUGAAGCGCGUGAGCAUGCAAUCGUUGAAAACUUUCGUGUGCAAGAAAGCCAUGCCCUGGUAGUGCAGGAGAAACAUUAUGAAAAAGAUUCAGGGAAAAUGUUGGCGCACUUAGUCAGGAGCAAAUCAUGCGAUGCUGAUAAUUUGAGCCAAUGCAGCUCAGCGUACCAAUGUGACAGGGCUGGGAGUUCAUAUUCUGGUGACGAAGGCAGCUCGGGAAAUGCUAGGAGGCAGUAUCUUCAAUAUGCAACUGUCUCUGCAUCUCCUUUGGUUGGUCUCCCAGAGUUUUCACAUCUGGGUUGGGGUCAUUGGUUUACUCUGAGGGAUUUGGAGCAUGCAACAAAUCGGUUUUCUAAGGAGAAUGUCAUUGGAGAGGGUGGAUAUGGGAUAGUUUACCGUGGCCAACUCAUAAAUGGGAGUGAUGUUGCAAUAAAAAAGCUUCUUAAUAACAUGGGUCAAGCAGAAAAAGAAUUCAGGGUUGAAGUUGAGGCUAUUGGCCAUGUCAGGCAUAAGAAUCUUGUUCGCCUUCUAGGAUAUUGCGUUGAGGGAAUCCACAGGAUGCUUGUGUAUGAAUAUGUCAAUAACGGGAACUUAGAACAGUGGCUUCAUGGUGCCAUGCGUCAACAUGGUGUUCUUACUUGGGAAGCCCGGAUGAAAGUCGUUCUUGGGAUCGCUAAGGCGCUUGCUUAUUUACAUGAAGCCAUAGAACCAAAAGUUGUGCACCGUGAUAUAAAAUCGAGCAAUAUCCUAAUUGAUGAAGAGUUCAACGGCAAGCUUUCUGAUUUUGGAUUGGCCAAGCUCUUGGGUGCAGGGAAGAGCCAUAUCACAACUCGAGUCAUGGGAACUUUCGGGUAUGUGGCCCCUGAAUAUGCCAACACAGGUCUGUUAAACGAGAAGAGCGAUGUCUACAGUUUUGGUGUGCUACUACUGGAAGCAGUUACUGGGAGGGAUCCAGUUGACUAUGGUCGGCCUUCUAAUGAGGUGCAUCUAGUGGAGUGGCUGAAAAUGAUGGUCGGCACGAGAAGAGCCGAAGAGGUAGUGGACCCUGACAUGGAGUUGAAACCAGCCACACGUGCUCUCAAGCGUGCUCUUCUAGUGGCACUGCGGUGUGUCGACCCAGAUGCUGAGAAAAGACCCACUAUGGGUCAGGUUGUUCGGAUGCUCGAGGCAGAAGAUGUGCCGUCACGGGAGGACCGUCGGAGCCGAAGGGGCCACAGCAACAACGCAGGCAGCGAGCCCAAGGCAAGCUCAAGCGAGUUCGAGAUAAGCAGUGAUCGAAGAGAUCCGCCGCCUCCUGAGCCUAUGGCAGGGCCGGGGGACCUGAUGGCGUUAUGCCGGGAGGGGCGGGUGAAGGAUGCGGUGGAGUUGCUCGCCAAGGGGGCACGCGCCGACCCGCCCGCCUUCUACGAGCUCGCCGCCGCCUGCUCCAACCCUAAGCUGCUCGAAGAGCUCAGGAAGGUGCACGACUUCUUCCUCCGCUCGCCCUUCCGCGGCGACCUCAAGGUCAACAACAAGCUGCUCGAGAUGUACGCUAAGUGCGCUGCCAUGCCCCACGCCCGCAGGACGUUCGACAAUAUGCCCGACCGGAACAUUGACUCAUGGCACAUCAUGAUCGAUGGCUAUUCCAUGAACGGGCUUGGCGACGAGGCACUUCGGCUGUUCAAGCUGAUGAAGGAGUGCAUGGCGCCGACCAGCCACACCUUCAUGCUUGUGCUCAACGCUUGUGCCAACUCGGAGGCCAUUGAGGAGGCGUUUCUUUACUUUGAUGCCAUGUCCAGGGACCAUGGCAUUGAGCCUGGUGUGGAGCAUUAUGUUGGGAUCAUUGAGGUCCUGGGGAAAUCGGGGCAUCUCAAUGAGGCUGUGGAGUACAUUGAAAAGCUGCCUUUCGAGCCCACUGCCAUGGUGUGGGAGUCACUCUUGAACCUGGCGCGUAUGAAUGGCGACAUUGAUCUUGAGGACCGGGCAGAAGAGUUGCUGAUUUCGCUUGAUCCAUCCAAAGCAAAUCCUAAGAAGCUCCCAACCCCACCCCCGAAGAGGCGGCUUGGGAUUAACAUGCUUGAUGGGAGGAACAAACUGGCAGAGUACCGGCUGCCACCCAAGAUUGAAAAGAAGGUGGUCAACGAGCAGAGGUAUGUCCCAGAUACAAGGUAUGUGCUCCAUGACAUUGAUCAGGAGGCAAAGGAGCAGGCAUUACUGUACCAUAGUGAGAGGCUUGCAAUUGCUUAUGGUCUGAUUAGCACCCCAGCAAGGACUCCGCUUCGCAUCAUUAAGAACCUCAGGAUUUGUGGGGACUGCCACAAUGCCAUCAAGAUCAUGUCGAGGAUUGUUGGGAGGGAGCUCAUUGUGAGGGACAAUAAGCGGUUCCACCAUUUCAAGGAUGGAAAGUGCUCUUGUGGCGACUAUUGGUGAACAUGAAUCCUGUCAUCUGAAUCUGCUAGGACACUGAAGUUAUCUUCUGAACAGGAUUGUUGCCAUCCUACAUGAGUAUAUGUUGACCACCAUGCUUUGAAUACAUAAGAAGUAUAAAGAUUUCUGAUGGUGGUGUUAGUAUUUUAUCUUGCUCUUAGCAGUUAGCACUUGUAUGCAAGACUAUUACUUCUUGAUGCACCGAUAAAUCCCUAUAUCUCUUCUGUAUCCCUUCUUUGUAUGGAUAUUUUGUCUCUGAUGGUUCAAUGCAUUAGUUUUAGAAAUUAGAAUAUAACUUGGUGGUUGUAAGAGGUUCAGCUCUCUCUGUCCUUGGAUUAAUAAACUAAAAUUGAGUCCUA